This is a messenger RNA of Colossoma macropomum (tambaqui), 981 nucleotides long. It is a transcript of the gene ak6, whose product is annotated as adenylate kinase 6. Gene Ontology annotation, cellular component: nucleus; cytoplasm. Lineage: Eukaryota; Metazoa; Chordata; Actinopteri; Characiformes; Serrasalmidae. The record is from RefSeq and is a predicted model, not a curated record. The transcript has 5 exons. Gene Ontology annotation, molecular function: ATP hydrolysis activity; AMP kinase activity; ATP binding. Bases 192 to 716 code for a protein of 174 amino acids.
GUGGGCGCGUGCCAAUGAUGUCAGCACGCCGGCGGAGCGCUACACGUGGACGCGCACGUUUGUCUGUUAGGAAGUUCAGCGUUGGCAAUGAUGUCCGAGUAAAACUGGAAUAAAGUCGCAUUUUCUGGUUUUGAAGCGACCGUAGCUUUUCUUUUUACCUCGCUCUCCGUGUUGCUGGCCAAGUUUUGGCGAUGGGAAUCAUGAAGAGGCCGAACAUCCUCCUCACAGGAACGCCAGGAGUUGGGAAGACCACACUUGGGAAGGAACUUGCUCAGAGGACAGGGCUGACUUACGUCAAUGUUGGAGAUUUGGCACAGGAAGGUCAGCUGUUUGAUGGGUUUGAUGAAGAGUAUCAGUGCCCCAUUCUGGAUGAAGACAGGGUUGUGGAUGAACUGGAGGACAAAAUGACCGACGGAGGCGUCAUCGUGGACUACCAUGGUUGUGACUUCUUCCCCGAACGCUGGUUUCACAUCGUGUUUGUCCUCCGCACAGACAACACUAACCUCUACAACAGGCUCGAGAGCAGAGGUUACACAGGAAAGAAGCUCCAGGACAACGUUCAGUGCGAGAUCUUCCAGACCAUCUAUGAAGAGGCCGUGGAGGCUUACAAAGAGGAGAUCGUGCACCAGCUCCCCAGCAACGACCCUGAAGACCUGGAGAGGAACCUGGAGCAGAUCAUUCAGUGGAUCGAACAGUGGAUGAAGGACAAUAACUGACCGAGCGCAGACUCAUGAACACUCACUCCCCCGUAGACAGGCUCUGAGGAGAACUGUAGACUUUGCAUCGCCAGCGUCCACCUUGACAAGCUGAUACAGAAUCCCUGCUGUUACGUAGCUCUUCAUAAAGCCCACAUAGUGAUGUUUUUCUCUGGUGGACCUGAUUCGGCUGAUGAGUUGUGUGAGAGCAGCGAUGCGAAAUGAUCAAACACCAUUCCAUAAUAUAUGGAUAAUAAAUAUUUUGUACUGUCGUCUAAAGCUCUUA